Molecule: messenger RNA, 387 nt
Organism: Dibothriocephalus latus
Lineage: Eukaryota; Metazoa; Platyhelminthes; Cestoda; Diphyllobothriidea; Diphyllobothriidae
Source: the annotation of a GenBank genome assembly
AUGGAAAAGUCCGAUAUCCAGCCGGUAGUUCAUAUUGGUUUCUCCAUCCUCUUUCUCAGUCUCGCUUUGGCCCUACCAUACUGGCCUUGUGGUACCAUUUUGACAUCCUGCAUGAAUUCGCCAAGGAGCAAUGCCUAUCUCGUUGUGGGGGCCCUCCUUGCCAGCGCCCUCGCCCUAGAACUCGUGGCCAUCUUACUCGCCGUUAUAAGCUGUGCAUCGUCCUUGAAGAACCUCUCCCUACCUUCCUUUAUACUGAACUGCAUUGCAAGCAUUCUGGUCUUGGCUGCCGUGUCAUAUUACUACGCCAGGUUGGAUAACACCUACAGUCCCAUGAUGGCGGUGAUUGGAAUGACCUACGCACGGGCCAAGCUACUAUUAAAGUGGUAG